Messenger RNA from Prorocentrum cordatum, 972 nucleotides. NCBI's taxonomy places the organism in Eukaryota, Dinophyceae, Prorocentrales, Prorocentraceae. The record is from the annotation of a GenBank genome assembly.
AUGGGUUAUGCGGACGAUGUUCGUGGUGCCGACUCUCGAGUUGCGGAUCAUCCCGUGGUACAAGAUAGUGAUCGCCCAGUGGGUCGGCAACAUGAUGAUCGUGAUCGGACGGCCCGUGGCGGAGUACGUGGCGCAAGGGGUGGAGAUUUGCAUCGCCUCUCUGAGGUCCCUCAAAGUGUUGCUGCUCGUUUCUUGUUCUUCGACUUGCCCGCGGCUGUCAAGGAAGAGGACAUCCGCAUGUACUUCGGCGCGUUUGCCACACUCGAGGAGGUGACCUUGAAGAAAAUUGAGUCCAAUGGAACGGCUGUGGGGUCGGUGAAGUACGUUUCUCAGUCGGCCAAGCUUCGUGACCUGAUCCUUCGGGCCAAGCACAUGAUAACUGGGUACCCGAUCCAGGUUCAGGUGCACAGGAGCUUCAGAACAGCUGUAAAGGAGAGGGUGACUCGCUGGGAGCAGGAAGUUGCGGAGAAUGUGAAGGCGGAGCCGGUGGCGAAAGCGCAUCAGGGAGUUGCAGUCCAGGCGAGAACAAAGGCUAAGGAGAGGUCCAUCAAGGCCUUGGAUGGGUGGGGCUGUGCGGUGCGCGAGGGCAGGGUGGCCGAGACGAGGAUUGAAAACAAACAACUCGUUCUUCUCGUCCUCCUCCUCCUCCCUUCCGUAGCUAUAUGGCCUCGAGUGAGUCUGCUCACUCUUUACGGACUGCCCCUCUGCGCGGCCGCGCAGGCGCCGAGGCACGCGAUGGCCCGUCCGCGCGGAGGCAUCACGGCACGCCAUGGCAACUUCAUCGCGCAUGUGAGCGAUGUGCAAACGGCGGCCAUGCUCAUGAAGGAGUUGGCGGACCUGGAGGGCACUCGCAGCGUGCAGUGCCCGAGUGACUUCGAGGGGCUUCGUCGUGAUGCUCGUGAGGUGUUGCAGGUUGUGAUGCUCGUCUUGGGCGCAAGGCGUCUGGAGCAGACGUUCGGCUGGGAUUGGUGA